Lingula anatina is the source of this 2706-nucleotide messenger RNA. Its product is annotated as bone morphogenetic protein receptor type-1B. Gene Ontology annotation, cellular component: signaling receptor complex; plasma membrane. Gene Ontology annotation, molecular function: transmembrane receptor protein serine/threonine kinase activity; ATP binding. Lineage: Eukaryota; Metazoa; Brachiopoda; Lingulata; Lingulida; Lingulidae. Gene Ontology annotation, biological process: cellular response to growth factor stimulus; cell surface receptor protein serine/threonine kinase signaling pathway; protein phosphorylation. The record is from RefSeq and is a predicted model, not a curated record.
GCAACGAAGAUGGCGGAGAUGGGAGAAGUGAGGCUGUCAUUUCGGCAGCUUCUCUUCGCGUUACUUUUGUUAUUAGCAUCUCUUCAGACUGUGAUGUCUGCUGCCUUGACGUUGAGGUGCUACUGCUGGCCAGACUGCCCCAUCCACGCGGUGAACAACACGUGUAUUGCUGAGGCCAACGCCAAAUGCUACAGUGCAAUGGUGAGGACGUCAUACGGGGAGGAUAUCAUGACAUACGGAUGCCUGAGUGGGGAUGAAGGACAAUCCACCAUGCAGUGUAAGGGAGACAUAGUGUACCACUUAACCCCCAAAACCAUAGCUUGUUGUGAUAAUGGAACUCACUGUAAUCGAGACUUAAAGCCAAUCUACAAAUAUUUUGCUACAACAACACCAGCCACUGGACCAGAGAACUACAACGGUUUCUCCGAUCACAUGCUGCAGGUGGUGAUUGUUGUCACGGUGACAUUUUGCCUGAUCUGUAUCAUCAUCACAGGGACAUGUCUGUACUUCAGGUUUAAAAGACAACAAAAGCGCCAUCUGGAAGAGGCAGAACGCGAGCAGUUCAUCCCAGCUGGCGAGUCACUCAAGGAACUGAUAGAACAGUCCCAGUCCUCUGGCAGUGGGUCUGGGCUGCCCUUACUGGUCCAGAGAACUAUAGCCAAACAAAUUAAUCUAGUAAAAAGCAUAGGCAAGGGGCGAUAUGGUGAGGUAUGGAUGGGAAAAUGGCGAGGAGAAAAAGUUGCAGUUAAAAUCUUUUUCACGACUGAAGAAGCCAGUUGGUUCAGAGAGACAGAGCUAUAUCAAACCGUACUUCUGAGACAUGAGAAUAUUCUGGGAUUCAUUGCUGCUGACAUCAAGGGCACAGGGUCCUGGACGCAACUUUUCCUCAUCACGGACAUGCAUGAACACGGGUCCUUGCACGACUACCUGAAGGAGCACACAAUCAACGCUCACUCCAUGCUGGUCCUGGCGCAUUCUGCUGCCAACGGACUCGCACAUUUACAUACAGAAAUAUACGGAACACGAGGUAAACCUGCUAUUGCCCACCGAGAUAUCAAGAGCAAAAAUAUCUUGGUAAAGAAGAAUGGAACUUGCUGUAUUGCUGAUCUAGGCUUAGCCGUCAGAUCCAUCAGUGAGACCAAUGAGGUAGACAUUGCCCCCAACACACGCCAGGGCACCAAGCGCUACAUGGCGCCUGAGGUGCUGGAUGAAACGAUACAGAAGAACCACUUUGAUGCAUUUAAGCAGGCAGAUAUGUAUUCAUUCGGCUUGGUACUGUGGGAAAUCGCCAGGCGGUGUGUCUCAGGGGGUAUAGUGGAGGAAUACCAGAUCCCAUACCAGGACUUGAUUCCCAGUGAUCCUAGUUUUGAGGACGUCAGGAAGCUGGUUUGUGUGGACAGACAGAGGCCUGCCAUACCUAACAGGUGGACCAGUGAUGAGUAUUUGCGGACUAUGGCCAAAAUUAUGCAAGAGUGCUGGAAUCACCAUCCUGCAGCCAGAUUAACGUCAUUACGAGUUAAAAAGACAUUGUACAAAAUGGAGGAAAGCAUGGAAUUGAGCAUCAAAGAUCUGAUCUGAAGGGGCACCUGUUAGUACUUAUGGUGCAACUGUAACUUGCCACUGAAGUAUGUAUACUCAUUAAAAGAUGUCCAGCACAAGUAGGUGUAGAUGGUGCUGUUCCUCAAGAGAGGACAACAGCAGACAGCUAACUUACAUACAAAGAUAUGGACUUGUUAGGCAACCAUGUCUUUAAAUAUAAAGACAAUCAUACCAGUCAGGAUGGUAGAACCACUGCCAGGGCUGGCCCCAGGAACGGGUGAAUCCAGGUGGCGCCAGGAUAAAGGAAACGGCAACCUGCCACAAGGUGACAGCACAGUAGAAAUGCUGCAAACUUUUUAUAGAGUUUGUUGAAAAUCAAAUGGCCAUAUUGUGAUGCCUUUAUCAUUAUCUUCCUACAAAGCUGCUGAUUUUAAUUCAAUUUUGUUACAGACUAUUUUAAGUGUGGGACUGUAGUGUUUAGAUCUGUUGUUUUGUUCCUGUAUUCUUUUUGACAAGACAUGCAGGUUCUAGCAAGGCUGUACUUAAAACGUGACAACGAAGAGAACAUGGUUCCUAAAAGCAGCUUUGGAUCAAUAUAUUAGAAGUGCUUCAUUUUAUGAACAUUCAUUUUUUUUUUCAUUGUGCAAAUGGAAAAAAUUCAGCUCGGUGAAAAUCAAUGAGAGAUAAUUAUGAAUAUGUUUAUUUUACUUAAGAUUAUGUUUGAACAGGGUAAAUAAAUUUUCACAGGAAACAGAGAUAUUGUUUCUUUGGUUAUGAGCCCACUACAUUUGAUUUGCUAAUGUGAAUGCCUCUGAAGGAGCAUUAAGUUAUGUUGACUUUGAAUUUAGAUUUGAAGGGAAAGAAAUUAGAAUGUAUUCUUGAUACUGUAAUCAGGCUGUGCCGCUGGGUUGACUUGAAGCAAAGCACUAUGGAUGCAGGGGAUCCGUUAAUUUGUAUGUACAUAAGAUUAAGAUAUGAUCAAUUUCAGGAUUAUGGCAUUUAUGAAUACAAAAGUAAAAUGUGUGGUGUAUUUCAAUAGAAUCCAUAUGUAUAUUGUUUUAUUAUUAUUAUUAUUAUUUUAAGUACUUAGGCUUUUUGUUUCACUCGGGCUUUUAAUAACUUCAACACUGUGUGAUUUUGAAGAAUGUAGAUUGAAGUAUGAAGCAA